GUGUUUCGGUGCCUAACGUGGACACAUGCUACCGUCAAGUACCACAAUGCGGUGAAAGAUGUGUUCCGGUCCACACUCAAAAUAAAAGGUACAGUUUCCGGCAUCGUCCCUGUGUUCUGACAUAAGGAGCUGACCACUACAAUGAGGACGGAGCCAGGAGGUGGAAGUGGGGAGGGGAGGAGAAGGAGCAAACAUGACCCUCCCCCCCUGUGUUUUAUAGCUCCAUCACAAAGAGGUCAGGGGGAAGCACCUGUCGUCACCGCGGACAGCAGAGAUUGGUCGUACUUCCUUAGAUAAUCCUUCUCAGUUCCUCUGUCUCUGUGUGAUGAAGACUGCCUAGAGACAUGUCUAUAGAUCCCUAUCAGCUCACUGAUCUUUGUAGCCUGAGGUCACUACAAGGGAAGUGGUGCUAUUGUCUAAUGAUCAUCCACAAAGGUUGCUGGUAAAACCUCCCUACAGCACUUCUGCUAAAUAUUUGUGCAUCAGUGCAUGUUGUAAAUUCUCACGUCUCGCAGCUUGUGUCUUAGAUCUACAAAUAAAAACACAAGAAGGUUUAACAUUUUAAAGCAAUUCUAUGUGUGAUCAAGGCAAAAAGCGGCAGUAGAUCAGAUCAUUUUGCUAAACGUAGGACUUUUACAGCGUGGAAAUCCCCAUCCCAAUAGUUUAGUAAGUAACCACCUUUGCUGACAAUUUAAAAUGCUACAUUUAAAAAACAGAGCCAGGUUUUCCCACUCUGUCAUAAUGAGUAACAACACCUGCUGUGUGUGAGUCAUUAUGCUUCAGUGGGCACUUUGUAUCCAGGUGAGCAGUGUAUGAGAGUUCAUCACCCCAGAGGCUAACAUCCAUCACCACUUGUCAUCUCAACUGUCAUGGCAUCAACCAACCAAAUACAGGGAAAUCCCCCCGCUAACAGACCCCAUCCUGACAAAUGAUUAAAAAAAAAAAAGAUGUAUUUCAUUUUUAUUCUUUAGUUGGUAAACUGAGGAAAUAAUAAUGCUCACAUUCAUAAAUCCACACACACCAUCCCAGUCACAAGAGAAUUUAAAUCCUACAUUAUGUAAAGAAAAUAUAGAUAAUAUAUAAAAACAAUGGCAGAAAUAGCAAGAAAGAUGCUAAAAAGUAGAAAUAAUAGAUUAUAGAUAAAUAAUGAUGAUAAAGUUUAAAAGAGAGAAAGUAAGGAUCAAGCUUUGUCUUUGUCUUGUCUUUAUCCCGUGCUGACCACCUGGCACAUAGGCCACCUGCACGCCUAGCUCGUAAACGUCCUGAUGGAUAAAGCAUAAUGUGUAGCACACACACAUACACACACAGCCAUGGGAUUCCUGUACAGUGUCACAAGCUACAGGUGAGCCCAUAAACACAUAUGAGUAUUAGAAUUAAACAGAAGUUCAAGUCAAAUGGCUGCUGACUCAGGCAUUUCAUUUUUAUUCUUAAUUAUCUUAAAAAAUAAAAACAAGUUAAUGGCACAUGUGUGUGAGAUUGAUUAAGAUAUGUUGGGGGGAAUUUGUUUUAUUGAAUUUCACAAUAGAGAGAUACAAAGUAUGGGAGUAAGAAGUAUAUGACUUGCAAUACAGAUUCAGAUAAUCAUGUGGAAUGCAGAUUUGUUGACCACGCUACGAGGAGAUGCCAUCCAAGUUUUUGCCCAUUAAUAUGAUUUAACAGUUACUGAUUCUUCUCUGAUUUGGUUUUGACUUUCAUUCAUGUAAUAACAGAGUGGGGGGGAGGGGGAGGGGGGAUCAUAUGUGCCUUGUUUUACUUGAUUUUUUAUGUGCUACUGCCCUCUGUAGGUAGGAGAAGUGACAUACAGCUAAAAGAUAAUAUACGGACCAAUGACCUCUCAUGAAAUUUAGGUUAACCUGACUUCUAAACAAAACCACAAUUUAGGACUUAAUGUAUAAAGAAUGUAUAUGCAGUAUCCAGCCAGUCUUUAUCAAUGAUUUAAUGUGAGUCCAUGUUUACUUUAGGUUCAGUGGCACAGAGGAGUUACAGAAGGUAUUUUUAGCUUUCUGUCUGUUUCUGCUUCCUCUUUUUACCUCACAAUGUAAUUUACAUGUUUGUCUGUUUUUUUUUUUUCAACUUCCCGCAAAGCGUUAUAAUUUCAACAGCUUUCCUCACUGCUGUCACAUUAGCUGUGCUCUCUAUUCAGACUUUCUACACGGACUCAGAAACAUACAGAGGAUGAAGUGGUGGUUCCUCUGCUGGCUGAUCCUGUCUUUGGUGUCUCAGACCCUUGAAAAUAAUCAAGAGCUUUGUUCUACGAUAUUUGAGAACUGCAAUUGUGAACGCCCAAGUGUUCAAGAUACUGAGUCUUGCAUGAGAGAUGCAACGGACAUUUUGGAACAAGGGGACGUCAACAAAAGUAUCGAAGCCAUGGAAUCGUUCGAAAAGGUUAUAGAGAAAACAGAGUUGCAUGAGACUACAUCCAUAUCCGUCAAUCUUUUUACAGCUGUCCUCUACAAACCCACAGACAGGUUCAACGGUCUCAACAUUUAUGCCAAUGAGACUAAGGCACUGACAGAGACGGCUGUCACCAACAGCACAGUGAGUGUUCAGCUGCCGAGUGAGUUGGACAUUAAAUCACGCAACACGGUUGUGUUCUGCAUGAUUACCUGCCAUGAAAAAAUGGGGGGCAAAAAGGGUAAGCUGUAUGAGGGGAGACUGGUUGGCCUGAGUGUGCGGGAGAAGAAUAUUUCGGGACUACACGAGCGUGUCAACAUCACCAUGAAUCUUACUGCGGGUGUAAACGAGACUGAAAAACCCAUUUGUAUGUUCCUUAAUUUUUCAACAAAGGACUACAGCGACUCUGGCUGCCGAACACUGUGGGAACGUGGUCAGAGUCACAUCACCUGCUCCUGUAACCACCUCACAUACUUUGCCGUGCUCCUGGUUUCAGCUUCCACCUCACCUGCAGACAAGAAGGCCCUGGGCUACAUCACUCUAAUUGGUUGCAGCAUUUCGCUCGUUGCCCUCGUCAUCACCGUUGUGCUCUUCUUCUCAAAAAGAAAGGCCCGUUCAGAUGUCUCUAUGAAGGUCCACAUCAACCUCGCCAUUGCCCUGAUCCUCCUCAACCUGCACUUCCUCCCCAGUAAAACAGUGGCAGCACUGUCUUCCAGUGGGUUUUGUCUUUACAUGGCACUUUGCCUUCACUACUCCUUGUUGGCCACCUUCAGCUGGAUGGCUGUGGAGGGCUUCCACCUCUACCUUCUCUUAGUCAGAGUCUUCAACAUCUACGUACGGAAAUAUCUGCUCAAACUCAGCUUGGUGGGCUGGGGUAUUCCUGCAGUCAUUGUGGCCCUGGUGGUCAUCAUAGACAGAGACGCUUAUGGCCGUGUUCCUCUCGACUUCUCUGACCCCAACAGCACCAAAAUAUGCUAUAUAGGCAAUACCACAGUGAAGAUGGUAACUACAGUGGGGGUGUACAGCUUGGUGUUUGUCUUUAACCUGAUAAUGUUAGUGGUGACAGUCAGACGUGUUGUCAGUCUUCGCCAUCACAAAGAGUUUGGGCAGAUUCAACGUGACAGAGCCAAGCGAGACAUCUGCACCCUGCUGGGAGUCUCCGUUCUGCUUGGCAUCACCUGGGGUCUGAUCUUUUUCUCAUUCGGCGACCUUACCACUCCUGGCCUCUACGCCUUCUCCAUCCUGAACUCACUGCAAGGUUUCUUCAUCUUCCUGUGGUUCGUGAUGUCUUUGAGAAAGACUGAAUACCCAGCUUCUAAAACAAGCAGUGAAACACGUAACACCAACAGCUAAGCCUAACACACUAAGAUAUUUGGUGUGCACAUGUGUGUGUGUGUCGGAGGGAUUCAUACUGGAAUUAUGUCACGUUUGGUGUUAUUAUUCACAAUUACGAUAGCGAUGUAAAACACGCAGCAGGUAGUAAUGUAAUGUCACUCUAACAUUAAAAGUUAACAUUUUUAGUUAUUUUGUUAAAGUUUUGUCAUUACUAUCAUAUCACACAUCACAUCUAUGGGAAAUUCUUUUACUUCAACCAGCAUGCAAACUCCUGACAGCAAAGCAAGAACUGAGCAACAGUCAUUAUGGACAAAUACAAUAUGCAUGAUUGUAACCCUAGUUGUUGGAGUAUGUGAGGAGCUCUCUAUGAGGGAUAUACAAGCAUAUACUCUCAGACCCUCAGGGAUGGAGUGUGAAAUAGGUUAUCUAACUCUUCUAGGGAGAAGGUUGAAGCCUAUCUCAGCAUGAGGUGGAUGAAAGUAUAUAUGCAAACUCAAGUGUGUGAGACUAACAAGAUAGUGAUCAAACUUAAAGUGUCUCAAUAUUUGCAAGAUUUGAAAAAAGUUACUUUAAAAUUUAAAAUUUUUAUAAAUACUGAUUUGUGAAACUUUUUUCCCUAAGUGAUCUAUUUUGUAAUAUCUCAAAUAAAAUUUCUACCAUGUA
Messenger RNA from Thunnus maccoyii (southern bluefin tuna), 4392 nucleotides. Its product is annotated as adhesion G-protein coupled receptor G5-like. Gene Ontology annotation, molecular function: G protein-coupled receptor activity. The coding region runs from base 2176 to 3747 and encodes 523 amino acids. Gene Ontology annotation, cellular component: membrane. Lineage: Eukaryota; Metazoa; Chordata; Actinopteri; Scombriformes; Scombridae. Gene Ontology annotation, biological process: adenylate cyclase-activating G protein-coupled receptor signaling pathway; cell surface receptor signaling pathway. The record is from RefSeq and is a predicted model, not a curated record. The transcript is spliced from 16 exons.